CACAACCUUAAUAAGGUUACUGAUAGCGCGCAGUUUCGACCUACAACGGUACGGUCGUCACCUCGAUAAGUGACAUAACCUGGCGAUUGGCUGUAAAUGAUCUUUUGCUGAGCGUCUCUGGGCUAAGUGAAAUCUGAUUACAAAUGGAUGAAAUUAAUAGGAGUCUAGUAAAUAUAUCAACAAAUGAUAAUAAAGAACUACCUGCCAUGUGGAUAAGACAAUUAAUUUCAAAGCUUAAUAUUUCUCCAGACAUUCGAAAUGAACCCUUAUUUGAAAAAGCUGUCAAUGAGUUAGCGUCUUCAAAUCUCGAAAACUUGUCUUCCUCAGUGUAUCAGUUACGGACCGUUCGCGAUGUUCUAAAAAACAAGAUUAAGUCAUUGGCUGCAGAAAAUUAUCACAUUUUUAUAGAUACCAAAGAUGCAAGUCAGAAUAUCUUGGAGAAGACUUCAGAAAUGUCAACCGCCAAUCAAGCUUUUCUAUCACAAAUUACUGAGUUUACACAAUGCUGUAGUGAUAUUUUAUUAAAGACUCGCUCCAUUGAAGCCUCUCUUAAAAAAAUAGAAGUGCCUUAGAAAAUCACACACAGUUACUAGAAAUAAUUGAACUUCCACAGCUAAUGCAAACUUGUGUGCAUAAUGGUCAUUACGAUGACGCAAUAUCUAUUUUUGCUUAUACUAAGACGUUGUUCAGUAAAUAUGGGUCAAGUGUCUGCUGUUGCUUCACAGUUUGUUCAUCAGUUGUAUAACCAGUUGAGAGCACCUCUAUCUCUUUCUUCGUGUAUCAAGACCGUCGUAUUUCUUCGUAGGACAGGACUAUUGAGUGAACAAGAACUACGGUUGAAAUUUCUCCAGACACGGACACAUUGUCUUAAGAGUCAAAUCAACUCAUCUUUAUUGGCAUGUACACCAAAGGAGUUAGCUGGAGUAGAUAAGCGGGAAAAGCUGUCAGGAUUUCUCCCUUUUAAAGAGUCUCAUGAUAAGUCCUAUUGGGUGGCUACACGACGUAUUGAAGUAACGCGCGUACAUCUAUUUGACAUAGUCACACAGUAUCGGGCGGUAUUUCCAGACGAAGAUGGUAUUCUUCCACAAGGAGUGAAAAUUCAAGGAAAGUCACUACUGUCUAAAUACUCGGGGAAUCCAAUUUACUCAAUUAAUUUAUUAAAGGGAUCUAAAGAUAUGGAUUAUUAUGAAUCCAGUCCAAAUUUGUUACAUGCUUGGUUGGUUAAUCAAGUGGCAGAAUUUCUUAACAAUCUCUGUAGUGACCUCCAAACUAUGAUGUAUCAACCUAAAUGUACUCCACAGGAGCUGACAGAUCGUCUGUUAAGAGCUACUGCAACAGACUCUAACAAUUACAAAAAUAAAUCAUUAAAAAAUAUUUGUUUAGAGACGUUAUUCACUCAGGUGCAAUCAUUAAUAUCACAAUCCAUGUACUUUGGUCGAUCAUUUCAUCGGAUAGGCUGUGAUUUCAGACCACAUUUGGCUAACCUUUUUUGUUACCAAAUUGAAUCAUUUAUCAGAAUUAUAUUGACAAUAUUGUAUCGAAUUAAUGGAACAACUCAUGAAGAAGUAAAUAACAGUGAAUUGAAUUCUUUUACAAAACUGACUAAUAUACUACUAGAAUUCCCUCCACUAAUACUGCUUUACAAUCAUUUUGUUGAAUUAUUUCAUGGAUUAAAUAUCUGUUGUCCAACUGGUUUGAAAAACAGAAUUAUUAUUAUUAUAUCAAAUGGUUUACAUGCUUGUUCAUUAUCUAUAACAGAAAUUUAUGAUCAGUUAAAAGAACAACAAAUUGAUAAUUGGUUAAAUAAUGAUGUUUAUUAUUUAGCUAAUGCAUUUUGUACAUCAUUAACUUAUUGUAUUUUGGCAAAUUUAAUUAAUUAUUUAUUUGUUGAAGAGAUUGAUAAUAAUGUUCAAAUACCAAAUUGUAAUAAUAAUAAUAAUAAUAAUAAUAAUAAUCCUAUGUUAUUACAUCGUCCACUUUUAUCAAGUUUAUGUCAAAUAAUUUGUAAACCUAUUUAUAUAAAAUGGUCAAAUUUACAACCAUCAAUAUCAUCAAUUGAAUCUGUAUUAUUAAAUAAUAAUUCUGAUAACAAUCUUAAUCUUAUUUCAUUGACAAAUAAUGAAAAGGUAACAAUAGAUUCUGUUGUGAAUAAUACUUCAAAGGUUGUUACAAUGUCAUUAGAUGAACAAGUCAAUAUAAGUGAUACAUCCAAUAAUCAUAUUGAAAUUGAUACAAUAAAUAGUUUAUCAUAG
Molecule: messenger RNA, 2252 nt
Organism: Schistosoma mattheei
Lineage: Eukaryota; Metazoa; Platyhelminthes; Trematoda; Strigeidida; Schistosomatidae
Source: the annotation of a GenBank genome assembly